CAAGCCUGUCACCCCCAUGCCCUCCCCCCCAAAACCCUGCCGUCAAUACUACUGUAGGGAGACGAGGGCGGCAUCGAGCCUAACCAAUCAGAGACACCAUCCAUGCUGGUGCUUGCUUCUCGGAUUGAUCGUAUCGAAUAGGGAUGUUGCUCAACUUACGCACGUUUCUGAUAUAACCAUAUACGUUCAUCAUAUUUAUAUCUGCCAUUUCGGCAUCCUUCAGCUCUGGGGCAAGAAGCAUAAUCAGGGCGAUAUUCAUUUGCCCACCCAGACAAGGACUACUUCUAGAUUUAUUCUAAAUGCAGCCCAAGAACAUCAGCGAAAGGCGAAAUCCGAUGGACAAUUUGUUGAGAAUAUCCCACUGCUUGUCUGCCUACACAAGAUCCCACAACCUCGUCUUGCCUCCCCCGAUGGGACCACUCGGCUCGUUCCCGGUGAAGCUAUCUUGCAUUUAGCCUGUGGAAAAAAAGGCGACAGCCGCUACACCAUCCCCACUUGCCGCCAGGUUCCGUCAAAUUAACGACAUGCACCUGGGUUUUGCAGCUCAGGCUCGGUUCCGAUGCCUAGAUCAAGGUUAGAGAAAAGAUAGGAAAGAAAUGAGGUGCAUGAUGUGAACAUGAAAGCUUUUUUUUUGUC
Molecule: messenger RNA, 636 nt
Organism: Pyricularia oryzae 70-15
Lineage: Eukaryota; Fungi; Ascomycota; Sordariomycetes; Magnaporthales; Pyriculariaceae
Exons: 2
Coding region: 17-520 (167 amino acids)
Source: RefSeq, a predicted model, not a curated record